Molecule: messenger RNA, 1648 nt
Organism: Ceratosolen solmsi marchali
Lineage: Eukaryota; Metazoa; Arthropoda; Insecta; Hymenoptera; Agaonidae
Gene: Rab1
Product: RAS oncogene family member Rab1
Exons: 3
Coding region: 146-781 (211 amino acids)
Molecular function (GO): GTPase activity; GTP binding
Source: RefSeq, a predicted model, not a curated record
ACCACUUCUUCCAUUUAUUUUGUCGCUGCUGUUGCCAUUGCAGGCUAAAUAGUCGUUGAAGCUGCUGCCACGACAUCGAUAAUAAAGGCGCCACGCAUAUAGCCCUAACGGUUAUUUCUUUUUUGCUCACCCACAAGAUCGUAGCAUGUCCACGAUGAACCCCGAAUACGAUUACCUGUUUAAACUUCUUUUAAUUGGAGAUUCUGGUGUUGGAAAAUCUUGUUUGCUCCUUCGAUUUGCUGAUGACACUUACACAGAAAGCUACAUUAGUACAAUUGGUGUGGACUUUAAAAUAAGAACAAUUGAUCUUGAUGAAAAAACGAUAAAACUGCAAAUAUGGGAUACUGCAGGACAAGAAAGAUUUAGGACAAUUACAAGUUCAUAUUACCGUGGAGCACAUGGUAUUAUUGUAGUUUAUGACUGCACAGAUCAGGAAUCCUUCAAUAAUGUCAAACAGUGGCUUGAAGAAAUUGAUCGCUAUGCCUGUGAUAAUGUUAAUAAAUUGUUAGUUGGCAACAAAUCUGAUCUUCUUAUUAAAAAAGUUGUUGACUAUACAACAGCUAAGGAAUAUGCCGAUCAACUUGGCAUACCGUUUCUUGAAACAUCGGCCAAAAAUGCAAUGAAUGUUGAGCAAGCCUUUAUGACAAUGGCUGCUGAAAUCAAAAGUCGAGUGGGGCCUCCAUCGAGUGCGGCCAGUGAUCAGACUAGCAAGCUAAAAAUUGAUCAAGCUCAUAAUAUUGAUACUUCCGGCAUUCAAGGCUCCAAAACUGGUUGUUGCUGAAACAUUUAAGGUUGCAUCAUUUCUGUCGGACACGAGUGAGCUUUUUACACUUUUCAUUCGUUCCGAAAAUAAGAAAACACAAGAAGUUACGAGCAUGAAAGAUGAACAGUUUGAUUCAUAUUACAUUUACUUUCAAGAAUUAUAAAGACUUAUACAUAAAAUGCGAGCAUAUCCAUCUUCUGUUGCUUUUCGUAUAUAUAAUAUAUUUUUUCUUUUAUCCCGGAGAUAAAGUAAGAACAUAUGUAUUAACUUGAUUUUGUAAAUUAUAAAAUUGAUAAAUUAUUCAAUUAAUAUUAUUUUAGGCAACGUUUUCUAUUACUCGCGUUCCUUUGAAUUUCAACUUUGAAAAUUUCAUACAGUCUAUAAGGCUUACUUGUAUCUCUCCUUCAAGAUUGAUUUACAAUUUUAUAUUAAUUUCUUGUUUUUGUAUUUACUAUCUUGGCUAUAUUUGCUCGUUAAUUAAUAUAAAUGAAAAAUAAAAGUGAAAGAAAAUAAACAGUGUGUGCGUGUUAAAUAGUAUGAAUUUUGCGAAUGCUGGGAACUAAAAUUUAAACAAAAAUAUAUGGAAUCGAGCUCUUUAAGUCUUACGUGAACAAGUAUUACAUCGUUAAAUUGAUGGACCAUCGAUUUGUUUGCUAAAAAGUGUGCAUAUUUUAAUCACACAAAUUUUUUAAAACGUACACAAAUAAAUAUAAAACCAGUCGAUUGAAGAUUAUAAUUCGUAGCUUAAAUAAGCAUUAAGAAAGCAACGUAGCCGUCAAUCGAUCACGCAAGGGUGCGGAUAAGUUAGGGGUAAUUCUAGUGUUAACAAAUAAGUGAUAAGAUUGUGUAAUCAUGUUAGAAAAUUAAUAAAAGAUAAAAAAGAAA